Molecule: messenger RNA, 1387 nt
Organism: Alnus glutinosa
Lineage: Eukaryota; Viridiplantae; Streptophyta; Magnoliopsida; Fagales; Betulaceae
Product: protein STAY-GREEN, chloroplastic-like
Exons: 4
Coding region: 299-1087 (262 amino acids)
Source: RefSeq, a predicted model, not a curated record
GCGUAAAGAAGGAAGUCUUGAAAUGGAAGGCAACCGUAAUUGAAGGCAUCGUGAGAAGCCUGACACGCAUGAACUUCCCCCAGAAGCCCCCAAAAGCUUCAACCGCUCUGAGCUAACAAGCAAAGAAAAGCAAAAGCAAAACGCAAAAGCAUACGCCUUGUUAACAGAUUUCAUUUUCAGAGCCUUACUUUUAAAGGAUUGUGCGUAUCAUUUUAAAACAGUUUCCUUAUUGGGUGCCCGCAGAGAUUGGAGCUACAGGGAGAGCAGUCUAAGCAGGUCUCUUCCUCGAUAGAGAUAUAUGGGAACUUUGGCUGCCGCUCCUGUGCUCCCAUCAAAGCUCAAACAGUCUUCACUCUUUCAGCAACAACGCUCCCACUUUGUUUACAGAAAAGGACCCAAGACCAAGAGGAAUAACUUCGCUAUUGGUCCUGUAGCAAGGUUGUUUGGGCCUGCUAUAUUUGAAUCUUCGAAGCUGAAGGUACUGUUCUUGGGAGUGGAUGAAGAGAAGCACCCGGGGAAUCUUCCGAGGGCUUAUACGCUUACACACAGUGAUAUAACUUCUAAGCUCACUCUGGCCAUCUCACAGACAAUAAACAACUCUCAGUUGCAAGGGUGGUACAAUAGAUUACAAAGAGAUGAAGUGGUGGCAGAGUGGAAGAAAGUUCAGGGAAAGAUGUCUCUCCAUGUUCACUGUCAUAUAAGUGGGGGCCAUUUUCUUUUGGAUUUGUGUGCAAGGCUUAGAUACUUCAUCUUCUGCAAAGAACUCCCUGUGGUUUUGAAGGCCUUUUUUCAUGGAGAUGUCAAUUUAUUCAACAAUCAUCCUGAACUCCAGGAGGCUCUGGUUUGGGUUUACUUCCACUCAAACAUUCCUGAAUUCAACAAGGUAGAAUGCUGGGGCCCAGUCAAGGAGGCUGCAGCACCAACCGGUGGGGUCAACGAGGACAAAAUGCCCAAGCCCUGCCAAGAAGACUGUAGCUGUUGCUUCCCACCAAUGAGCUUGAUCCAACGGCCAGCAGAGCUUCCCCAUGAGACUGAAAAUGGUUUUGGGGCCCAGCAGAGCUUUCUCCAGCAAACCCAGCAAAGAUGAUGUGUCUCAUUGUCAUUCACUAGGUUUUAUUAAUAGUGUGUGCUCCUUGUAAAUACAAGCCUACUCCUUUAGAACCCCAGGCGGCCAGGCAAUAGUAUUGGCGUGGGGUUCGUCUCAGCAGUUUCCUUUUUGGGACGGAACUGAUCUUGUGCUUUAUCGUUAUUGAUAAGAUUUGAUCUGUCUCAUUUAAGGGCUGUGAUUGUUUGGUUCCUUCUUUCAAGAAAAAUGGUAGGUCUCUCUAUUUGUUAAUAUGUGACCUAUGUGAUUGAAGAGUGUUAAUUUAUUUUUAUUUUUUUUAAA